Molecule: messenger RNA, 1229 nt
Organism: Nannospalax galili (Upper Galilee mountains blind mole rat)
Lineage: Eukaryota; Metazoa; Chordata; Mammalia; Rodentia; Spalacidae
Product: KH domain-containing, RNA-binding, signal transduction-associated protein 3
Exons: 8
Coding region: 1-846 (281 amino acids)
Biological process (GO): regulation of alternative mRNA splicing, via spliceosome
Cellular component (GO): nucleus
Molecular function (GO): mRNA binding
Source: RefSeq, a predicted model, not a curated record
AUGCGCCCCGCGCCGGAGUCCCCGCGGGGUGGGUCCCCACGAGGCGGCGCGCCGGGCGGUGGGCGCAGCGCGCAGGAGAAGUACCUGCCCGAGCUGAUGGCGGAGAAGGACUCGCUAGACCCCUCCUUCACGCACGCCCUGCGCCUGGUGAACCGGGAGAUAGAAAAGUUCCAGAAAGGAGAAGGGAAGGAGGAAGAGAAGUACAUUGACGUGGUGGUGAACAAGAACAUGAAGCUGGGACAGAAAGUGCUGAUUCCCGUCAAGCAGUUUCCCAAGGACUAUAAUGAUGAGAUCAGGCAAGCACAGCUCCAGGAAUUGACAUACUUGAACGGUGGUUCAGAAAACACAGAUGUUCCAGUGGUUCGAGGGAAAUCCACUCUGCGUACUAGAGGCAUAACAACCCCGGCAAUAACCAGGGGAAGAGGAGGUGUCACAGCCAGGCCUGUUGUGGUUGGUGUGCCCCGUGGGACACCAGCUCCCAGGGGAGUCCUUUCCGCCAGAGGGCCAGUGAGCCGGGGAAGAGGACUUCUCACUCCCAGAGCAAGAGGGGUCCCCCCGACUGGGUACAGACCUCCACCACCACCCCCAACGCAAGAGCCCUACGGAGAGUAUGACUAUGAUGAUGGAUAUGGCACAGCUUAUGAUGAACAAAGUUACGAUUCCUAUGACAACAGCUACAGCACCCCAGCCCAAAGUGGAGCUGAUUACUAUGAUUACGGGCAUGGACUCAGUGAGGAGACUUACGACUCCUAUGGGCAAGAGGAAUGGGCUAACUCAAGACACAAGGCACCUUCGGCGAGAGCGGCGAAGGGCGUGUACAGAGACCAGCCAUAUGGCAGAUACUGAUUGUACUGUCUGAUGUUGUGAAAUAGCCAAUCUCCACCGUCCUGUAUACUGUUCAAAGUAAUUUUUUUCUAUGAACAAUCCCUUUUUAAAUAAAUCAAAAUGCUUAAAAUCUGAAUGGAUGGAAUUUAAAACUACUUUGUUGAAACACCACCUUGGUCAGGGAAGAAAAGGACAUGUAAAAUUUUGUUAUCGCCAGUCUGUAUAUGAAAAAAUAGGUCAUCAAAAGGAAAACAAAUAACUUUGAUUAACUAGUGUUAAACAAAAAGAUAGGUUUACUAAAUAUGUUAAUCCAUUCUUUUAACAUAAGCCUCACCUUUUAUUUUAAAGGUUUCCAUAGAAUUUAGUUAUUUCAUCUUUCAGCCAUAUGCUAGUUUUUUUCUCUU